GAAUUCACACCUAUAAAUUUAGAACCAUAUCAUAGCAUUAUAAACACCGAAAAACUCCUAGCAAGUCCGAUAGCAAUAUGACAACUCAACAGAAGAGCAAUAUAGCAGACCAUUUGGAGCCAUGGCGCCAAUUGCAAGGCAAAGUGGUGUUUGUCACCGGUGCAUCGGCGGGACUCGGCCGUGAAUUCUGCCUUGACCUAGCUAGGGCAGGCUGUAAAGUCGUGGCAGCCGCUCGUCGGGCGGACCGAUUGAAGUCCCUUUGUGACGAAAUUAAUAUAAUGGCUAGUUCAAAUACUCAUCUUGUUAGAGCUGUGGCUAUUGAACUUGAUAUUACUGCUGAUGGUCCAACUAUUGAAGCAUCUGUAAAGAAAGCGUGGGAUGCUUUUGGCUACGUUGAUGCUCUUAUUAACAAUGCUGGUGUUAGAGGUGGAAUAAAAUCAGCAUUAGAUCUUUCUGAGGAAGAAUGGCGCAAUACUUUAAAUACAAAUUUGACAGGAUCUUGGCUAGUUUCCAAGUAUGUUGGAAGAUACAUGAAAGCUGCAAAAAGGGGAGGCUCCAUUAUUAAUAUUUCAUCUGCUGCUGGUUUAAAUAGAGUUUUAUUUCGUGGGGGUAUUGCCUAUAUCUCCUCCAAGGCAGCCAUGGAUUCCAUUACAAAGGUUAUGACCUAAUGUCCAAACUUAUCUUACCCUAGGGUGCUUUUGGUAUGAAGUCAUUUUCUGGUGUUUGGUUCUUAUAUUCAACACCUAGACAUUAUAAUCUAUUUUUAAUACUCAAAGUUUUAAGCACACACUGAGUUGCUAUAUUUUUAUCGAACUUUAAUAAAUGAUUGUUUCUUUAGAAAAUAUUUUCAACUCUCCAACCAGAAGAUAUUUUGU
This is a messenger RNA of Nicotiana attenuata, 875 nucleotides long. RefSeq names its product 2-dehydro-3-deoxy-D-gluconate 5-dehydrogenase-like. NCBI's taxonomy places the organism in Eukaryota, Viridiplantae, Streptophyta, Magnoliopsida, Solanales, Solanaceae. Bases 78 to 668 code for a protein of 196 amino acids. The transcript is spliced from 2 exons. The record is from RefSeq and is a predicted model, not a curated record.